AAAGCCUGGUCCAAACCAAACGUACUACCUGCCUCCGUCCUUUCACUAUAAGCCAAGCCGAAGACACCUGGCCUCUCACUAGGUACAAACCAUGGCCAUGGCCGGAUCGUCCACCACCCUCCCUCCGCCGCCGCAGCAGAAGGCGGUCGAUGUCCUCCCCGUGGACAGCCUCCGCAACAUUCUCCGUCGCCUCUCCCUCGCCGACCUUCUCCGUGCCGCCCUCGCCUGCCACCGCUGGCGCCGCGUCGCCGCACGCUGCCUCCCCCGCACCGCUCCUCUCCUCGGCCACUUCUUCCACCCCACCGCCACCGGUUUGCCGCCGCCCCUGCACUCGGCAUCCAAGGACAUCGUCAUCGAGGCCCCCGCCGUCUUCGCUCCCCUCGACGCCUCCGCACCGAACCUCUCCCUCGACUUCGCUCCGGAGGCCUCCCGCUUCGUGCUCCACGACUGCCACCAAGGCCUGCUGCUUCUCGAACCGCUCGCGUCGCUUCCCAAGGGGAUCCUCCCACGCCUCCUCGUCAUCGACCCGGCCACCCGCCGCCGCGUGCUCCUCCCGCCGCCGCCGCGCGACACGGUGCCCGACGACCAGCGCUGGCGCAGCUGCAGGCACUACGUCGGCUCCGGGCUUCUCUCCCGCGCGCACCCGAGCAAGCUCUGCUUCGAGGUCGUCUGCAUCUCCAUCGACGGCGGGCACCCCCGCGCCUGGGUCGCGUCCGUCGACGACGGCCAGUGCCGCUGGCGCGCGCUCCCGCGGGCCACGGAGGUGGAGGUCAGCUUCGACCCCUGGUGGUUCGAGUCGCGCUGCGUGCACGCCGCCGGGAAGCUCUACUGGCACAUCUGCAACUCCGGCCGCGUGCUCUCGCUGGACCCUUCCACACUGCACUUCUCUUACCUGCUGGCGCCGAAGGAGAUGCCCAGGUUCGGCAAGUUCCGCAUCGGGGAGACGCCGGACGACGGGCGGCUGUGCAUCGCGACCGUGGAGGACCAGCUGCUGCGGGUGUGGGUGCGUGGGGAGACCAGGUGGAGCGACGAUGGGUGGUAUCUGGAGAGGGAGAUGAAUCUCACCAAGGUGUACGACACGGUGCCGGGCCUGCCCAAGGACAAGUGCCUCAGGAUCUUCAGUGUUUGGCUCAGCGACAUGGACGCGGGGCGUACCGGCAAGCUGUUCAUCAGAACGAUGGGGUAUGGGCGCUACUCCUUACAUCUGGACACCGCCAAGAUCGAGCGCAUGCACACCAAACAUGGCAAGGAGUACGGCCACCCGAUGUGCGCCUACUUCCUCGCGUGGCCGCCUGCCUUCCUCGCUCCAGACAACUGACUUUCUGAUGAUUGGUUCCUGACUUCCGAGAUGUGGAAUCAGCACAGUUUUUGUUUGAAGUCAGCUCAGAUCAUAUCACCCCUAGGCUCACUGAUGCCAUCUGCAGCUUCACUCAGCGCAAGGACGAAGAAGCGCUCCUGUUACCUUAUUUAUUAGACCAUCUAAGCAAUGUCGCCAGCUCCUAUAUAUGUAAUUUAUCUAAGUGUCUUUUGGACCUGAUGAUAUUCUCAAAACUGCCAUCUGAGCAUCCUUGAUAUUCUCGUACGUGUUGCAUGCGUGCAAUAUUUAUCUCACCUUUGACCAUUUUUGUGUCAUGUACCCACAGCCAGAUUU
Molecule: messenger RNA, 1651 nt
Organism: Triticum urartu
Lineage: Eukaryota; Viridiplantae; Streptophyta; Magnoliopsida; Poales; Poaceae
Molecular function (GO): protein binding
Source: RefSeq, a predicted model, not a curated record